AUGGGACUUGCGUGCUGCAAACCUGUUGCAGACGCAAGUGAUGAAUUACAAAAACGGCUUUCGAGAAGUCAAAGGAGAAGAGACUUAGGAAAAUACAAAAAGGGUGUUUCAAGGCUGAUCAUGGGGAUAACAAACAAAAUGGCAGCGUUAGAUCAAAUCAACAUGAGACCACUAAAAGAAUCAAGAAAAGUUAAGAAAGAAUAUUUAAAAUGUUCCAACGCUGAUCAUAGGCAUAACAAACAAAAUGACAGCGCUAGAUCAAAACAACAUGAGACCACUAAAGUCGGUUCAAAGUUUUUCAACGUCACUUCGAGUUUAAAUGGAACGCUUGGGAGAAGAAACUGCUUGAAGCCUGUGCGAGUAUCUCUGGAAAAUCGUUUGCGAAAAACUCCGACAGCAGUUUGGGAGACAAACUCCCUGCUUUGGGCAUCGGAUUUAAACUUUUUAAAUUUACAAAAACCAGAAUCGUUGGAGAUAAAGUCAAAUAACAUACAUGAUGAUGAUGUUUAGAACCCGCAACUUGAGACCAAACUUUCAAGUGCAACAGACAUUUCAGAAUUGUGGUAGCAGUAGUGAUAUAUAGCCCACUAUUCCCAGAAAACAGAAUAGUCCGUCUCUUUUGUCUACUGGAACAUUUGAAAGAUCCUCGUAAGUUGAAGGAUGUACAGCAAAAUGACUAAAACUGCUUGCUACUACUUUUUUUUUAUCGUUUCUGUCUAACCUGUUAUUUGCAAAUAUUUUGACUUUUCAAAAAAUAACAUACCGGGAUGAUGAAUUUGAAAAACCGCAAUUUGAAACCAAAGUCAGUUUUUGGAUUUGAUAAGUUUAUCAAGACGAAUAUUCGUUUUUUACUUAUAUGGAUAUUUUAGGAAAUGGAAAUGUCGUUCCUAGACAAAUUGGUUCAAGCCAAAAAUAACCUUGUUGCGUUAAGUUUGUUUAGAGACCUUAUUCACACUAUAUUCAUUAGGUUCAUGGGAAGAAGUUCCUUACUUAUUUGUCUCUAGUUUUUAAUAAAAAUUGAGAGCUUUCAAUAUUUGAAUCAGAAACUCAAUAGGAUUCAGAUGGCAAGCAGUCCAGAAACUUUCUAUCCAACUCGGAUGUACGGAGAACUUUUUUAAUACAUAUUCUUAAAUACUGACGUAAAGCUUAAAAAUUAAUGCUACGUCGG
Messenger RNA from Styela clava, 1168 nucleotides. NCBI's taxonomy places the organism in Eukaryota, Metazoa, Chordata, Ascidiacea, Stolidobranchia, Styelidae. The record is from RefSeq and is a predicted model, not a curated record.